UGUGAGAUGAUGGAGGGGGUAACGCGGGGGGCAGUAAGCUUGGAGAGCCUCUGCCUGGUGGCCAUCCUCACGCUGCUCUGCUGCUGCUGCUGCUGUACCCAGGUCCAAGGAAGCGAGUUCUUCAUGGAGUCCUCAGAUAAGGAGAUCCUAGACUUCCUCCUACACAAAAGCAGAUAUGACAAGAGAGUAAGACCUCCUGUUAAAGAAGGUCCACUUCGGGUCAACGUAAGCGUCCUCCUCCUUAGUCUUUCCUCUCCUGAUGAGUCCAGCCUGAUCUACGAGGUGGAGUUGCUGCUGCACCAACACUGGUUCGAUCCUCGUCUCCAGCACAAUGACGCCGGACGCCACGAGUACCUCAGCGGCAUGCACCACCUGAAGGAUAUUUGGCUGCCAGACACAUACUUCAUCAUGCGAGGAGAGUUCAAACAUGAUCUGUCUCAAGACAACAUCGCACUCAAGAUCUACCGUGGUGGUAAAGUUAGCUACACAAUUAGGAGAUACCUCAUACUAUCAUGCGAGGGCAAUCUCAACAAGUUCCCGUUUGACGAUCCCUUCUGCACCUUCUCCAUGGAGAGUAUAUCGUACGAGGAACGGGAACUGACAUAUUACUGGCUCAACAGCACCGGAUCCGACAACGGCAAGUCUCUAGCGAAGUCCAGCAAACUGAGUGCUCUUAAUGCUUAUAUGAUUAUGAACAGGACGCUGGUGUGCAACGACACUUUCUUCUGGAGAGGAACGCUACUUGGAGGGAAUUACAGCUGCUUAAAAGUAGAUCUUGAAUUCAGCCGCGAUGAUGCUUUUUAUUUCAGUACUGUAUUCUUCCCCGGCAUCGUCCUGGUAACGAGUUCCUUCAUAACUUUCUGGCUGGAGUGGAACGCCGUCCCUGCCAGAGUCAUGAUCGGUGUCACCACAAUGCUCAACUUUUUCACCACCUCUAACAGUUUCCGCUCCACUCUGCCUGUCGUCUCCAACCUGAGCGCCAUGAACGUUUGGGACAGCGUGUGUAUGUUCUUCAUCUACGUAUCGCUGUUAGAAUUCGUCGUAGUUAACUACGUAGGCCGCAAAAGACCUAAGCACAACAUGGCCUACAUGCCUGGAGAAAACGCGGUCAUCCAGGUAUUAACAGAGAACAAACAUCGCAUCCCGCAGGCCAUACACCGAAUUGGCCUCAGUUUGGUAAGCGGCUGGACGGAGAGAAAACGGCCGGGUGGUCCUGCGGGCUCUGACGGCAGCGUCUGUGGCGGCAUCGGGGACGUUCCUUCCGGCAACAGGAACUCACACGAAAUGAUGUCUUGUGCCAACUGCGGCAACUCCCAGUGCUCUCACGCCAAUACGCCCAACAACUGUCCCAACGGAGAGGAUGUGACUGUGACAGAACCCGUGGAAGUCAGUCAGGUAGAGUACACUUUCAAGCCACACACGAAGUCUCCUCCUCAUCCCAUCCGAGUGGCCAAGUCGAUUGAUGUCAUCUCCCGCGUUGUCUUCCCUCUAGGCUACUUCAUCUUCCUCUUUUACUUCUUCGCUACUUACAAGGGCUUUCAAUGAGCCCUGACUCAUUCCCUCCUCCCAACCAUCAUCAUGGUUGUUCUUUCAAAUCCCCAGCUUGGAUUUGAUAAUCAAUCUUGCAUCUAUCCGCUGCCUAAAACCCACCCAUGAAGUGCCCCAAGAAGAUGCAGGAUAGCCAGCCAUCCACCAGCAUCAUCUACACUUAACUACUGCAUCAUUUCUUGCAUGUUCUUCAAUAAACGAUAAUUAUUUAGCCUGCAAAUGUUUCAAGGCACAAAUAUUUACUAUAUUUUAAUGCUCGUGCCAGACAAAAUUAUUAUACAUCUUCACAAAUUUUAAUAGUUGUAACAACACUGUCUUGAGCAAAUGAGGCUUAUAGAUAUAUACAAGAAAGUGCAAGAUGCUGGGCACCUUCUUAAAGAAGGAGCAAGAGGCGGGGCGCCUUCUUAAAGAUCAAAAGAUCUCAUUUGUAACAUCAUGUAAAUAUCAAGCAUACUUAUUUGUUAUAACUUUUGUAACAAUAUUAUUUUCUGUUGUUAUCGACUCCCAUGAUGUUACAAAGUAAUUAGAUAUGUUGAACACGACAAAAGGGCACUUGCAUUUACAGUUUAGGCCCAUUAGCAUUCAGACUCGUAGGGAUUAUUGUAGUAUAUAUUUGCAUAUUUCUAUUUUCUUGUAUAUUCUGCAUUCAGAGGGAAACGUUGCUAAACAAAGCAUUGGGGAAGCUUUAGCUGAAGGAAACUUUUAUAUUAUAAAUGUUUUGUGAAAGUUGUAGUGACAUCCUAAUUUGAUGGUUAAGUAUAUUUUCCAAUUUUAUUUUCACUUCACAUAUACUUAUUUUCGUUGUGCUUUACACUGUUAUACAGUCACAGCUGCGAGUACAACCCAGAGUGACCAUGCUGGGUCCCAUACAGACCUGAGUGUUUGCACUCAAUACGUGACUACACCAUAAAUCCACCAUCAUAAACUACCAUCAUAGAAAAGACCUACUGUCGGUUUGAAUUUAAUCUGCAUUUAUAAUUGCCAGUGGAACUAAAGGUGAGGCAAGAAGAAAAGUUGUUAAGGUAGAAUAACUUCGUUAUGCAGUCCUUAGAAGUGCCAGUUCCCUAUUAGUUACCGACCUAACACAUAACAAGGUGCUCCCCAGCCUCUGCACUCUUGUUUGCUCCUCUUCUUCUCCUUGUUGCAGCAAAAUCUCUAAAACAAAUAUUUAUAUGAAUCCUUUUAUAAUGUAUUAAAAUCACACAAACACACAUAUACACGUAUAUAUAUAUAUAUAUA
Molecule: messenger RNA, 2787 nt
Organism: Cherax quadricarinatus
Lineage: Eukaryota; Metazoa; Arthropoda; Malacostraca; Decapoda; Parastacidae
Product: pH-sensitive chloride channel 1
Biological process (GO): chemical synaptic transmission; regulation of membrane potential; chloride transmembrane transport
Cellular component (GO): neuron projection; plasma membrane; synapse
Molecular function (GO): chloride channel activity; excitatory extracellular ligand-gated monoatomic ion channel activity; transmitter-gated monoatomic ion channel activity involved in regulation of postsynaptic membrane potential
Source: RefSeq, a predicted model, not a curated record